AUGCAAAUGGUGGUAAUUACACCAACUCCAUCUCAACCUGAGAUGUCUGAAACUGGAAGGGCUAUCCUUCAAAAAGAAAUUGUUGUUACUAAUUUUCUAGAUGCUAAAACAACAACUCAGCCCAUUCCAGACACUGGUGACCAAUCAGAGACUAACAACUAUGUAGGGUUUAUUGAUCUUGGUUUCAUGCCACAAGUUGUUGUGCCUGCUGUUCCGUUGAAUCUUAAUCAUCGAAAGAGGAAGGCUUCCUCUUCAAGGGGAGCUCAUGAUGCUAAAGGUAGAAGUUUUGUUAUUGGUGAUCCUUCAGCACCUGCUCCUUCAAAGAAAAGCAUGAAAGGAAACUCAUUAUUGAUAUGGAUAAGUUAG
Molecule: messenger RNA, 366 nt
Organism: Lactuca saligna
Lineage: Eukaryota; Viridiplantae; Streptophyta; Magnoliopsida; Asterales; Asteraceae
Source: the annotation of a GenBank genome assembly